AUGAAUUUUGAAAGUAAAAUAGCGGAUGAUACUAGUAAUUAUUCUAAAGUAAAAACGUUUCCUAAUACCAAAAAUUCUGAUAACGAGGAAUUUAGGAAGGUGCAGUCAAAUUCUUUAAAAGAUCUAAAUAUCUCGAAAAAUGGGAAUAAUUAUAGUGUUACAUCUGAGAGCAAUGUCACUUCAAAAACUAGUCAUAUAGUCGAAUUUAAUAACAAUAUCGUUUGUGAAACUAUUCAAAAUGAACAAGCAAAUAAACCUAUAGAACUUUCUGCAAAGAAUAAAAUAACAACUAAUAAAUGUGAUAAAACUAACUAUAUGUUAAAAGAAAUAUUCUAUUCUACCAGUUUGAAUUUGGUUGACUUAUCAGAAGCUACUAUCUCACAAGAUAAUAAUUCAUUUCUUUCUUGUACUGACGAAGCAAGCAUAUUGCACACAAAUCAGGAUAAAAUCAAAAGAAGUAUUUCGAAAAAUCAAGUACAGACCAAUAGUGAUACAUUAAUAGAAAAAUUAGACGAUAGUUCGGAUGAAGUUUCGAAUAAGCGACAAAAAUUAAAUGAAAGUGAGUGCAAUACCAGUGCAGGAAACUUAAAUGACAAUACAGUGACGUUUCAAAGAAAUACAUUAAUAGCGGAGCAGCAAAAUUGUCAUUUGAUAAAUGAAUCAGCUCAGAACGAAUCAUUGAAUACAAAUUUAGGAGCAGGAUCAGAAAUUGCUAAUAAUUACCAAUCUAAUUCAUACGAACAUGAAGAUGAUUGGAAUGAAUGGAGAGUUACUAACGAGAAUGAAUGGGAGGAACAAGAGGGAGAUGAAGAUGAGAACAAUAAAAAAGUAGCUAAUUACCUAAAAAUAAAAAAAUUAUUUCCUAAUUGGCAUAUUGUACCGGAAGUGUUAAAUCGCCAAAUAGGUAGCAAUCCAUUAUUUGAAAGACGAUUCUAUGGUUCUUUAUAUGCAGUAGAGCGGCUCCAACUUAUGUAUAAACUUAAUGAAGAAGUAUCGGUAAAUUAUUCGCCUUCUAUCUUAAAUUUCAAUCACAAAGGAAAUUUAUUAUUGUGUUCCGUUUGUGAUAUAAUUUCUAUUUGGUUAGGGAAAAAAAAUUGCUGCUUUACAAAUGAUGAUAGCAUCUCUAUAUUAUACGCCAUGUGGCUGCCGUUAGAACAUUUUAUAGCUAUUUCUGGUGAAGAUGGUUGGGUACGUUUGUUAGAUAUUGAAAGUAGCUCAUCGAAGAAAUUGGCGAUGCACGAUGGAAGGUCGUACAAAUUGGCUGUGCAUCCUGAAAUACCUCAUGUAAUCUUUUCUGCUGGAACUGACUCAAAAGUAUUAUCCAUAGAUAUCCGGGAGAGGGAACCAACAGAGUUACUUGCAGUAAAUGAAAGUUCAUUAAAUGAUAUGUUAUUAUACAGUAUACAUUCUAAUCCUUCAAAUAGUAAUGAAUUUUGCAUCGCCGGUCAGUCCUGCUGUGUAAUGAUAUACGAUCGGCGAAAAGUUUCAAAGCCGCUUUAUAAACUAUGGCCUAAUUAUUUUGACAAUGAUAGAAAUGUAUUUGUAAUAUCUGCUAUGUAUAAUCAUAACGGAACAGAAAUUCUCGCUUCGUAUAACAACAAAAACUUAUUCCUAUUUAAUAAAUUAACAACGUUGUCAGGUGGAGAUUACGGCCAUAUGUAUCAGAAUUAUAUGAAUUAUAAUAGAUCACAAUUAUUAGGAAGUAAUUUUUUCGGACCUAAAAGCGAAUAUGUUAUAUCUGGAUCCGCUAAUAAUAUAUUUAUUUGGGAAAAAAAUUCGGAAUCUAUCGUACAAUGUAUGGCAGGAGAUAAAGAAUCCGUAAGUUGCUUAGAGAGUCAUCCGCAUAUUCCCAUUCUUGCGACAAGCGGAUGUGAUGACAACAUUAAACUAUGGGUGCCUUCGAAAGGAGAACUUUCGAUAAUGCAAUCAUCCGGGAAUCUUUUCUGUAUAGAUCCAAGUAUACCAUCACGUUCCGAACUUGCAAUUCAAAAUCGAGAUGAAGAUAAUAUUAACGACGACAACGAUGAUGAUAAUAGUAUUUUCAACAGCUCCUGGCCGGACAGCUCUAUAGAGGAUACUGUAUCCGAAAAUGGCGACGUUGAAAGAACGCAUUGUCUUGCAUCUUAA
Messenger RNA from Mycetomoellerius zeteki, 2127 nucleotides. RefSeq names its product DDB1- and CUL4-associated factor 8. Gene Ontology annotation, cellular component: cytoplasm; Cul4-RING E3 ubiquitin ligase complex. The record is from RefSeq and is a predicted model, not a curated record. Gene Ontology annotation, molecular function: protein binding. NCBI's taxonomy places the organism in Eukaryota, Metazoa, Arthropoda, Insecta, Hymenoptera, Formicidae.